ACUGUGGGUAAUUCCCUCAUGCAAAACCUACAGAAAUGCGGUCUUAUGGAAAGUGUGCUUAAAAUACUCAAAAUGACUGCGAGAUAGCCCUCAUGCAAGUGACGAUUUGACAGUGGCACAGCACUGACCUCUUGAGGACGGGAACUUAGCGGGAAAGCACCUCGAAAUUCGCGAGUCGCUGAGUGUGAAUUUACAAGUCUUUAGAAGCAGCGGAUGUUUACUAAAACAAGAUCUCGCGAGAACAAAUUCAUUGUUAUAGCAACGUGUCGGCGUCAUGCUCUUGGAAACGUUAUAUGCUGCUUGCUUGUUGGAGUAUUGCCUUCCGAAGUCGCGGGAUUUAUCACCAUGUCGGCAAUCCAUAGCCUGGUCCCAGCCCGAUUCCUCACGCUCACAGCCCACCUGGUCAUCGUAAUCACCAUCUUCUGGUCCAGGGACAACAAUGUCCGGGCCUGCCUGCCUCUGGACUUCAGUCAGGAUGAAUACAGGAGCCAGGACACGCAAUUGGUGGUUGCAUUGUCUGUGACCCUUGGCCUGUUUGCCAUUGAGUUGGCAGGAUUCUUCUCUGGAGUAUCUAUGUUCAACAGCACCCAGAGCCUUCUCUCCAUCGCAGCCCAUGCCAGUGCAUCUGUUGCACUACUCUUCUUUCUCUUUGAGCAGUGGAGUUGUGCCAUCUACUGGUGGAUCUUUGGCUUCUGCAGCACUGGCUGCCCACUGCAGCGCCUCCGUGUGCCUGUCUUUCUUCGUCUUUCAGCAGUGGGAGUGCUGGACGUAUUGGUUUGUGUUCACCUUCUGCAGUGCUCUCCCUGCAUUAAUGGAAAUCCUCCUCUUCGUUUCUGUCUUCGCCCUGAAAAAGAAGCCACUGUAAGAAGCCUGGACAGAGCCCUGGUCAUCCUUUCUUUGACCUGGUUAGCUUUACGGUCCCAUCGAGAAACAUGGGCUCACAAGGGGCCGCAAGAGUCGGCUGGGUCAUUAACCAUGGGAUACAGAAUAAAAGUUAAAUAAUGACCAUACUUCUCAAUACACAAAAACUUGGUGUCUGCUACGAAGCUUGUGAUACAGUUAUGUAUUAGAAUUUCAAGCAUAGGUUCUUUCAUGUGCCAUUCGAGCUGUACCCAAUUUUUUAACUCAUUUUUGGAGUUAAUUUUUUUUUAUGUUUUUCAAUACUCUGUGAUUUUGUCAUUUUCACUGAUUGCAGUGACUCAAAUUACUGUUAUCUUACUGUCAUUACUUUAUUUUAGCAUAUACAACAUUUUUGAAUUCCUAUAGAGUAUCAGUUGACCAGAUGCAGAGUGUAUUUGAUUAAGUGAUAUCUUCAAUAUUUCAGUCCAAGACAAAGUGGUAUUGAUUGAGUAACUACAAUAUCUAUGUUGGCAAAAGACAAAUAUGGUAAUAAUGAAUCGAUUUUAUAGUGGUACACUUAUGCCUCAGGGAAUACUGUGCUUUAAAUCCGUUCUUUAAUAGAAACAUCAUCACAUAAUUAAAACAUUUUCAUAAGCAUGGUGUUUAGUAAGUGAGAGGUAUAUUGAGAGCUUUUGCUUACUAUACGUGUUUAUUUCUGUUUGUAUGUUUAUGAUAAUGUAUAUUUUGUUGUUGAUGAGUUUCCAGGGUAAGAUGUGUAAAAAUGAUUUAUAUGAAUAAAUACCUUUUUUUCAAACAGUA
This is a messenger RNA of Paramormyrops kingsleyae, 1659 nucleotides long. The record is from RefSeq and is a predicted model, not a curated record. NCBI's taxonomy places the organism in Eukaryota, Metazoa, Chordata, Actinopteri, Osteoglossiformes, Mormyridae.